CUGCAGCGAUUGGGCAGACUACCUGUUUGGUCUUUUUUUUUUUUUUUUAUUAUUUUCUAUGAGAAAUUUAAAUACACAGGUGGUAGCGGCAUGUGCGCGCGUGUGGUUAAGGAUAUGUAAAUAAAACAGAAGUGAAACCGUGGCACUCUGUUCUGGUUUCCAGGCGCAUACAGAUUCUCAGACGCAAUGUUUGGCAGAUAGUAGCAGAAAAGACUUUGGAUUUUAAUACGAGAAAUGGCUUACAAGUCAACUUUGGACUGAUUUAGAUUUGGGUCCCACACCUGACGCGCCUUCCAGUCUGCAGGUGCAGCUGCGCAGUCAUGCCUCAGCUCUCGGCCACCGCGGUGCUGCAGCUCGCGCUGCUGCUCUCCGCUCUGCCCGCGCAGUAUAUCAUCACCCGGUGGAGCGGCUCCACGCCGGUGCAGCGCUACCACGCGACCACACGGUUGCUUCGAAUUUGGAAAGAGUGGAAGAAAUCUUUCAUCAAUGGCACUGCAUGGAUUGACUGGGCAAGCCAGCAGAUGUCCAAAGUCCAGUCUUUGGUUGGCUUGGGACAGGAAGUGCCACAAGAGUCGCUUGCCGUAGAGUCCAUGCUUUAUGAUAAUGACGAGGGAUACUUUGGAGCCUCAAAGACAGCGCGGAGCCCUCGUCCUCCGUAUGUGUUUCUGCGGGUUGGAGAGGUGGUGAUGGAGAGGAAGGGUCAUAUGGUUGGGGUGGUGGUGAGCUGGGACCCUGAGAUGCGAGCCCCUGCAGAGUGGGUCGACAAAAUGUAUUCCAAUUUUGAGGGCACCAAAGCAGAGAAGACCCCUCAUUAUAAAGUACUGUUCAGCGGGCCUGGACCCUCCUCUCUGUUUGUUGGAUACUUGCCUCAGACGCAACUUGAGCGCAUCACUGGGAUGAGGCCGGACAUUCCCACCUUGGAGAAUUACUUCACACAUUUUGAUGGGGAGCGGUUCGUCAUGCAGCCCUGGCUCAGAGAGAUCUAUCCCGAGGACGACAAAGUGGACGCCUGACUGACGCUUGGCUGUGCGUGAACAUAUAGGCGACACGGGAUAUGCGAUGUUAAAACCACAGGAGGAAGUUUGGCUAUUGCUUCUCUGUGGGUGUUUCUGACUUUUCAAAAUGUGUCUGAGAGACAAAUCUGGUCUCAAGUUUCUACAUUUGUCAAAGAAAUCUACUGAAAUCUGUCAAUCACGAGUUGUAAUGAGUAGAUACAAAAUGCCAAUAUUUUCUUCAGACAUGUUGACCUGUUAGUCAUCAGUGGUGGAAAAAGUACUCAGAUACUUUGCUUAAGUAAAAGUAGCAGUACCACAGUGUGAAAUACUCUAACAAAUAAAAGUCCUGCUCUUGAAAUCAUACUUAGAUAGUA
Molecule: messenger RNA, 1369 nt
Organism: Micropterus salmoides (largemouth bass)
Lineage: Eukaryota; Metazoa; Chordata; Actinopteri; Centrarchiformes; Centrarchidae
Exons: 7
Coding region: 321-1013 (230 amino acids)
Molecular function (GO): DNA binding
Source: RefSeq, a predicted model, not a curated record